Messenger RNA from Closterium sp. NIES-65, 927 nucleotides. The record is from the annotation of a GenBank genome assembly. Lineage: Eukaryota; Viridiplantae; Streptophyta; Zygnematophyceae; Desmidiales; Closteriaceae.
AUGGAACCUUUUACACGGAAUAUGAGGGUGGCGCGGCGGCGGCUGGGGCUGUUGGAGAAGCACAAGGACUACGUGCUGCGCGCCAAGGACUUCCACCGCAAGGAGGACGCCAUCCGGACCCGCUGCCCCUUUCCCUCCACACCACACCCCCCCUCCUCCCCUCCUCCCCUCCUCCCCUCCCUCCUCCCCACCCCCACUCCCCCCAACCUCCCCUCCUCCACCACGCGUGCACGUGUCUCCGUCGCUGCCACGGCCAGAGCGGGGAUGGGCGCUGCUGGAGAGGUUGAUGUUCCUGGUGCCACACACGCCAUGUUCAUCCGUUCCCACCCAUGCCCUCCAUGCUCACGCAUGCCACAUGCCACUGUCUGCAUCAUCAUCACAUCAUCACCCCCCUCUCACAGUCUCACUCUUCUUCUCUGGUGUGCAUGGCGGCAUGGCAGGCGAGUGGAGAAGGAGGAGUGGACGGAGGAGGAGGUGCGGCUGAUGAACUCACAGGACAUGGGGUACAUUCGCACCAAGUGGCAAGCCGAGCAACAGAAAGUGGAGAGGCUAGAAGCAUCACUGCAUAGGGUGGAUGAGCCGCACAGGAAUAAGCACCUCGUCUUCGCACACAGUGACAACGACGCCACACCACCCUCCAAGCGCCAGCGCCGGUCCUUCUCACCGGAGCGUGAGGCCACUCCUCCGCCCGUCACGAAGCCCCUCAACUCACACCUGAAUCGGCACCGGGAGGCAUUGUAUGGGGAGCUGAAGGAGCGCAAGCAGAGGGCGCGGCGGCUGCAGGCCAUGCUGGAGGAGAUGCGCCUCAAGCAGCAACGCCUGGCUGAUGGUCAACAAAAGAAGGUGAAGAAUGGUGCAACAGGAGAUGAUGAUGACAAGCCAAAGCGAAAAAUGCCCUCGAAAACAAUCAAGGAGCGCAAAAGAUGA